AUGCGUAUCUACGAGAGCGGAACUGACCGCAGUCCCGAAGCACCCAGCACGCCCACCAAUCUCAGCACCUCCCUCACUUCGUCGCCCUGUGCGCCCACCACCACCACCACCACCACCAUCACCACCACCACCACCACCACCACUGCCAUCUCCAUAAUUGACACCGACACCACCGACUUCUCGUGUCCACACCGUCCAGGCACAUUCACCUCCCGCAUUGGUCUGGUCGGUCACUUGUGA
Spirometra erinaceieuropaei is the source of this 240-nucleotide messenger RNA. The record is from the annotation of a GenBank genome assembly. Lineage: Eukaryota; Metazoa; Platyhelminthes; Cestoda; Diphyllobothriidea; Diphyllobothriidae.